CAUGUGUGUCUUCGACAGCAGGAUGGCGUAAAAGAGCCACUGAGAGCAGAACGCGCGCGCGCACACGGGCUCGUGCGCAGUCGGAGUCAGUCUGUCCGCGCACUCUGCGUCCCAAAAGCGCAUCAUGGAUUCAAACACGAUUGAGAUGCUUUUACAACUCCUUUUCAUCUUUCAGUCCAUCACGAGCUCCGUCUGUAAAGUGAGCUGUGAUACUCCACUGGUGUCUAAUCUUCCUCCAUCAGCUUUCAGAAGUUCAUCCGAGCUGUCAAAUAGUCACGGACCAGGCUACGCUAAACUCAACCGCAGAGACGGUGCGGGCGGUUGGUCUCCGUUGGACUCUAAUAAAUAUCAGUGGCUGGAAAUCAACCUGGAGCAGCGGACGGAGAUCACGGCCAUCUCCACGCAGGGACGGUACGGAAGUUCGGAUUGGGUCACGCGUUACUUCCUCAUGUUCAGUGAUACGGGUCACAACUGGAGACCGUACAGACAGGAGGACAGCAUCGGGGCUUUUUCUGGGAACUCUAAUGCGGACAGUGUGGUGAUGUACAAACUACAGCAUCCAGUAACAGCCCAAUAUCUCAGAUUAUUACCACUGGACUGGAAUCUGAAUGGCAGGGUUGGUUUGAGAAUGGAAGCGUAUGGAUGCCGAUACAGGUCUGAUGUUGUCAGUUUUGAUGGCAGCGGUCACUUCAUCUACAGACAGGAUCCCAAUGCUCCUUCUAAAGACAAAGAUCUGUUAACCCUUAACUUCAAAACCCUGAUGAACUCUGGGAUGUUGGCUUAUAUGGAAACUCUCAGCGGUCUCACAUUCACUGUGGAAUUAUUCAAAGGAAAACUCUUACUACAAGCUAGAAAAGCUAGAAGUGAUUUUCACAUUGUAAUAUCAGUGGGGAGUCUGUUGGAUGAUCAGCACUGGCAUCAUGUUUCCAUCGAGCGGAUACGAACACUUGUGAACUUUACUGUGGAUAAAACUACACAACAGAUUCAACUGCCUGAACACUUGAGUCAUUAUGAGAUAAAUGAGAUCAGCUUUGGUGGAGGCGGUGGACUUCAGAAAUCUCACUCCAAAAGAAAUUUCCAUGGAUGCCUGGAGAAUGUGAUUUUCAAUGAAAUGAAUGUGAUAGAUCGGGCCAAAGAAAAGCACGUCACUAUUACAGGUGACGUCAGCUUCACAUGCACAGAAUCCAUCGACGUGCCCGUGACCUUCGGAAAUCCUGGAAGUUUCUUGUCUUUGCCGUGGACCGCCAGCGGAGAGGGCGUGUCGAUCAGCAUGCAGUUUAGGACAUGGAACGAAGAUGGUCUGCUGAUGACCUUUGACCUGCAGCAUCAUGCAGGAACGCUGUGGCUUUAUCUGAGCGAGACGAGGAUGAGACUACAGAUCCAUAAGACUGGGAGGAUUGUGGUGGAUGUCACAGCAGGUGUUAAUUUAAAUGAUGGUCAAUGGCACUCUGUGGAACUGAACGUCCGGCGGGGUCGACUCACGAUCACCCUGGACAAAUCUGACAGCUCUACAACCUCCACUUCCCUUCCUGUCGUACCUGACGGCCAGCUAUUCCUCGGAGGAUGCCCGAGUGCAGAAAAACACAGCGCCACCUGCAGGAAUCCCUUCAGUGUGUUUCAGGGCUGUCUGCGCCUCAUUCAUUUGGACAACAGUUUAGUGGAUCUUAUCAAAGUGCAGCAGAUGCUGUUUGGGAAUUUCAGUGAUGUACAGAUGGACAUGUGUGGAAUCAUGGACAGGUGUUCACCGAGUCACUGUGAACAUGGAGGAAAUUGUUCUCAAUCGUGGAGCACGUUUCACUGCGACUGCUCGGGUACGGGCUACAGCGGAGCGACCUGUCACAGCUCCAUUUAUGAGGCGUCGUGUGAGGCCUACAAACACAAGGGAAAUACGUCUGGAUUUUAUUAUGUAGAUGUGGAUGGAAGUGGCCCCAUUAAACCCCAGCUAAUCUACUGCAACAUGUCAGAUACAGUCUGGAUGGUGAUUCAACACAAUAACACAGAGCUCACCAAAUUAAGAUCGUCCUCAGAGACGAAUCAACAUUUAGCCCACUUUAACUAUUCGGCCGAUGCUGAGCAGAUUCAGGCCAUCAUCAGUCAGGCCCAAUACUGUGAACAGGAGCUCUCCUACCACUGCAAGAAGUCACGGCUCCUGAACACACCAGACGGUUCUCCCUUCACCUGGUGGAUUGGUCGCUCAGGUGAGGCUCAUAUGUAUUGGGGCGGUGCUGUGCCAGGUAGUCAACAGUGCGCCUGUGGACUCCAGGAUAACUGCGUGUAUCCCGAACACUUCUGUAAUUGUGACGCAGACAGCAAAGACUGGUCUAAUGAUUCAGGUGUUCUGGCACAUAAAGAUCAUCUGCCCGUUUUGGCUUUGGCUGUGGGUGAUGUCAGCAGACCUGAUUCUGAAGCGGCGUAUAAAGUCGGACCCCUGCAGUGCUCCGGUGACAAUAACUUCUGGAACGCCGCAUACUUCAACAAAGAGACGUCGUACCUGCACUUUCCCACGUUUCACGGCGAGCUGAGCGCAGAUAUCUCCUUUCUAUUUAAAACCGGCUCAUCUUCUGGGGUUUUCCUGGAGAAUUUGGGAAUUAAGGACUUCAUCCGGAUUGAAUUGAACUCACCCAAUGAAGUUGUCUUCUCUUUCGAUGUUGGGAACGGUCCUCUGGAAGUGAAGGUGGAGACCCCGGUGGCUCUGAACGAUGAGCGUUGGCAUCACGUGAGAGCCGAACGAAACGUGAAAGAAGCCUCGCUGUAUGUGGACCAUCACCCUGGAUCGGUUCAGAAAGCUCCUGUGGAUGGACACAUUCAUUUACAACUCAACAGCCAGUUAUUUGUCGGGGGAACGGCGUCCCGUCAGAAAGGUUUCCUGGGAUGUAUCCGCUCGCUGAAGCUGAACGGGAAGACUUUAGAUCUGGAGAACAGGGCAAAGAUCACACCCGGUGUGACGCCCGGCUGUCCGGGUCACUGCAGCAGCUACGGUGACCUGUGCCAAAAUAAAGGGUCCUGUGUGGAGAGAAAUGAUGGAUUUACCUGCGACUGUAAACUCUCAGCGUUUACAGGAAUCUUCUGUCAUAAAGAGGUUUCUGCCUUCUUCAAACCCGGCUCAUCAGUCACAUACACGUUUAAAGACCCAUACGAGUUAAGCAGGAACGUCAGCGUGCAGUCGUCCUCCAUCUACUCUGAUUUAACAUUGAGAGGGGAGAAUAUUUCUCUAAGCUUCAGAAGCAGCCAGACUCCAGCGCUCCUGCUUUAUGUCAGCUCGUACUACAGAGAAUAUCUGGCCGUCGUGCUGAACAGAAACGGACAUCUGGAUAUCAGAUACAAACUGCAGCAGGAUAGAGACGCUGAGGUUUUCCGAUCCGCUGCGAGAAAUCUGGCCAAUGGUCAACUUCACCGGGUUAGCGUCAGGAGAUUCUCAGACACGCUCAUCAUUCAGGUGGAUCAGCAUGCAAAAGAAGUUUUCAAUCUAACAUUGGAUACUGAAUUCAAUGCCGUCAAAUCUGUUAUCAUGGGAAAAGUGCUCGAGUCUGAUGAGUUGGAUCCAGAGAUGGCCCGUGUCAACUCUCUGGGUUUCACCGGAUGUUUGUCUGUCGUUCAGUUUAACUCCAUCUCUCUGCUGAAAGCGGCACUUCUGUAUCCAGACAAGAGUCCGGUGACGGUCACAGGAUCUCUGACUGAAUCCAACUGUGGAUCAUCUCUAGCAUCCAACCCUUACGCCGCAGAAACAACUCAUUCUCUAUCAGAUCAUUUGGGUUCAGUAGAUACUGGUGAGCCAAUAGUCAAUGCAGUCCACAGUGACUCGGCUCUGAUCGGAGGUGUCAUUGCAGUAGUGAUUUUCGUGACUCUCGCGGUUCUGGCCGUGAUGGCUCGAUUCCUGUUCCGACGGAAGGAGACGUUCCAGACCCAAGAUCCCAAAGUAGGGAAAACGGAGGAUAGUCCCGAGACGCCAUUUAACACGGAUCCACAGAACGUUAUCAGUGAAAACCAAAAAGAAUAUUUCAUAUGAUGAUCUUUCAUCUUAUAUCGGACUAAUCCUGUAUAUCUGACGGACGGGAAGCUUUGAUUCUAGGGAUAUUAACAUUGCCAGGUGCUUUAUGGAAAACAGAGACUGUCAGCCGCAGACAACAGCAGUGGAUGAACGAUCCGGCUCUUUUUGUACAUAAAACGUUAUUGUCCAAAAAUUUGGCACAAUAGUAUGGUUUCUAAGGUGUGUAUGAUGACAUUCAUUGGUUGUAAAUAUUCUUUUGAAAUGAAACUUUGUAAUGUCACGUUCUCCUUUUGAAAGAUUCAGUGGUCAUUAUUACAUUUAACAAUAUUCUUGCUGAUAUAAAUCAACAGUUUAAAGAAUCAAAUGUUGUAUAACUAAAUGAAAAUAAAUGUCUGAACUGGA
This is a messenger RNA of Misgurnus anguillicaudatus (oriental weatherfish), 4390 nucleotides long. NCBI's taxonomy places the organism in Eukaryota, Metazoa, Chordata, Actinopteri, Cypriniformes, Cobitidae. The record is from RefSeq and is a predicted model, not a curated record.